Sebastes umbrosus (honeycomb rockfish) is the source of this 2908-nucleotide messenger RNA. RefSeq names its product TNFAIP3 interacting protein 2 (gene tnip2). Gene Ontology annotation, molecular function: K63-linked polyubiquitin modification-dependent protein binding. The transcript is spliced from 7 exons. Bases 766 to 2127 code for a protein of 453 amino acids. Gene Ontology annotation, biological process: cellular response to lipopolysaccharide; regulation of transcription by RNA polymerase II. Lineage: Eukaryota; Metazoa; Chordata; Actinopteri; Perciformes; Sebastidae. The record is from RefSeq and is a predicted model, not a curated record.
ACACAAUAAUUCUUAUUUUAAGGUAAUUAUACACUAAGGAAAACAUACUUAUUAAUAUCAUAUUCCAUUUCUGCCAGUAGAUCUAAAUGUUACACCCACUGUUCCUUUAAAAGCACAUCUUUAAGUGGCUAAAUCAGACAGAUUGGCCGUGUUUUUUGAGCAGGGCACACAUUUAUAUUUGGUACAGACACAGAAUUAAGUAAAUAUAGGGAAAAAAACGUCCCUUAAAUUGUAGUAAUAUAAGAUUUUGUGAAAAGAUUUUUGAUUUCAUCCAUUGACUCCCAUUCAUUUUGCACUUAGUGAGCACUUGGCGCCCCCUAGUGGCCAGAAUUAAAGUGUCUUUUCCUGUGGAGCUGCCUUUGCUGUCAGCUCAGUAAUUGCACUCAGCUGGCAUCCAAGGUGUAAAGGAAUCCCUAAUUACAUGGUCACAGUGAGAACUAGCAGAGCUUUGAAUCCAGGAUUAAAAAGGAUUGACCCUAAAAAAAAUCAUUGGCAGAUGUGGCUUACUGUUAAAUCCUGUGCUGGGGUUCUAUAAAACCCCUUUUUUCACCUCCCCAAAUGACGGUGGACGCUGUGUCUGUGCGAGCAGCAGGCAGAGGCAGGGCUCAGUUUGACGAAGCUCAAAAAAGUCCGCGGGGAAGUUCCCUAGGAAAUCCCCUAAAGACUGUUCCGGAGAUAUUAUUCUCCACAGCGAUGCUGCCGCACAUCUCCAACACAACCGACCUGCUCAGGUCCAUUUCUAAAAGAGACACAGAAGUUUAAAGUAUGGAUAACGUCAGUAUAAACUCGGAUAACAACGACACGAAGCUCCGGAGCUGCAGCACCCUGAAUACUAUGUACCAUGAGUCGCAGCAGGAGAUGGAGCUGCUGAACAAACAGAUCCAUGUGAAGGAUAACAUCAUAGCAGAUCUGAAGGCGAGGCUGGGCAGGUACGAGAGGGUCUACAUGACGGUGGGAGAUAAUCACGAGUCUCUGCUUAUCGGGCCGUCCAAGUCUCUGCUGGAGAGCUUGUGUAAAGAGAUAUGCAAACUGAAGCAGAAGAGCGACGAUGUGGAGUUCAAGGCAUGUCGACAAACAGAGGAGAUCCAGAGGCUGACAUUGGAGCUCCGAGAGAAGGAUCUGGAGCUGGAGGGCGUCAGGGGUCAGCCGGACCAUGAGAAGGACCGGGAGAUCCACAGGCUGAGCUCGGCCCUGAAGGAGAGGGAGCGGUGUGAGGCCACCAGAGCUGUGCUCUGCACAUCCCUGGCGGAGGAGGCUGACCAGCUGCGUGGCCAGCUCGGUGCAACGGUGAAGGUGUGCCAGGAGCUGCUGUCCAGGCUGGAGAGAGGUGGAGAAGGAGGAGGAGAAAUGGAGGAUGUGACCCAGCAGGAAAAGUCUAAGGAGACGACAGAGUCCUCUGACGUGAGUGGUGUUAACGCCCAAAUCUGUCAACUAAAGAAGGAGAAUCGACAGCUAAAGCAGCGGGUGACCUAUGUACAAAGUCUGAAUACUCAGUGGCAGAAGUAUGACUCCAGCAGGGAGGACUAUAUCAGAGGUCUAUGUCAGAGGCUGAAGGAGACCUCCGGGCAGGGCUUGAUGCCUGGGCUUGGCUCUGUAAGCACCGGGUUGCUCCAUCAGGAGAUUUCCAGGCUCAACGGCUUACUAGAGGAGCAGAUGAGCGAGUGCACGCGGCUGAGUAGAGAAGUGGAGGAGAAAAGGAGGCAAGAUCAAGAGCGCAUCCAGACUCUGGAGCAGCAGGUCCUCAUCUACACAGAUGACUUUAAGUCGGAGCGUAAAGACAGAGAGCGAGCACAGGGCCAGAUCCAAGACCUGAAGGAGCAGAUUUAUCAGUUAAAACAGCAGCUGCAUAAAAAGCAGGGAGCCAGCAGAGAGAGCAGAGAGGUGGUUCCCAUGUGUCGUGUGCACAUAGGACACAGGAUCAACUCGAGGCGACAACAGUCCUCAGAGCCUCUAUUGAGGACACCUGCUGAGAUGCAGCAACAGCCCGCAGCCGCAGCAACAUCGAGCCCCGCGUGGAACGAAUGCCCGGGCAUGUCAGAGUUACAGUGCCCGCGAUGCCUCGCCACGUUCAGCGACACGGAUGCCUCAGAGUACCUGAACCACUGCGAGGAGUGCGCCAAACUAUAAACGGAACAACACUCAUUUUGGGAAAAGACAGUAAUCUCUCGCUGACAGUAACUGAACACUGAAGAGCAUCACUACAAGGCAGAAAAUAACCUGAGUGGAGUUUCCAAUUCGGAGAGACUUGACUACAAAUGAAACGACUGACUUGAGAUGUUUGUACAUAGUGAAGCAAAACUGUACAACCCAAACUUCCCCUGUCGCAAGAGAAAUGAGUUCAUCAUGCUUGCAUAGUAAACAGUGUCAGGUUCUUAGUGAUCUCCUGUGACAACGCAGGAGAUUUAUUGUGGUGGGAAAGUGGAUGUCAAUGCAAUAUAUCAAAUGUCAUAUACCUCAAUGUGUCAAAUUACAAAACCUGUUGCACUUUCUUGACAUUUAGCCAAAAACUGAAUCGUAGGAUCGUACGACUUUGAGAUUCGAGAUUCAUGAUGCAUAAGCUUCUUAUUUUGGUGCUAUUAGUUUGUUUAUUUUUGAUUGAACUUUACUUAUUUCUGUCCUGUAAAUUAUAUAUUCUUAAUAACAGAUUUAAAAUAUAUAACUAUUAUAUUAAUAUUUAUUGUCUUUGCAUAACUAAUUGGAGAAGGCAAAGCAUUUUAGUGCAAUGUUUAGUUGCCUUUUUUCCACCGAAAGCCGUGGAGGGAAAAAAAAUGUUUGAUCCACUUUUUCUAACAGUGUAUGUAAAGAUUGCAUCCAAACUGACAAUAAUAUGCUUAUUUUUUUGGAGAUCAUGUGCUGUUGUUUCUUGAGCAGGCACAUUAUUUUUGUAAUAAAAGACUGUUUACCCACA